GCGGGGGCGGAGGGGGGGGCGCCCGUCGUCUCGGACGCGGAGUGGGUGAGGCGUGCGACGGCGAGGGCUGCGAUGCACCCGGAGCGUCGAGCGGCGCUGCAGCAGCAGCAGCAGCAGCAGCAGCAGCAGCAGCAGCAGCAGCAGCAGCAGCAGAGCUUGCCCACCCCCUCCUCUUCGGGCGGCGCUUCUUCUUCCUCUGGUGGCGCUGCGUCGGGCGCGGCGUCGGGCGGGGCGGCGGCGGAGCGCUCGGCGAGCCCUGCUGGCGGAGGCCCUGCUGGCGGAGGCGCUGCUGGCGGAGGCGCUGCUGGCGGAGGCGAGGAGGAGGGCGGAGCCGCGGCGGAGCGGGGUGCGGCGAGCAGUGCUGCGAGCAGGCCGAAGAAGCGACAAGCCCUCGACAAGCCCAGCUCGAGCCGCGCCGCAAAGGGGAGCGCUGCCAAGCGAAUGGUGCGCCGCCGCACGCUCCCCACCACAGCUCCGCCUCUCUCGCGGCCUCUCUCGCCGCUGGUGCGCGUCGCGCUUCCGGCUCGCGGCAAGCGGGCGUUUGGGUGGCGCUCGUUUGCGGCGCGGCGGAGGAGGAGGGCGGUGGCGGGGGCUCUUCUCCCGCCCCGCACCUCUCUCCCGCCCCGCACCUCUCUCCACCCUUGGGCUGCGUCCUCUUCUUUGGGCGCGUGCGGGCUUGCGCGAGAGUGAUGCCGGGCGGGGGCAAGGGAGGGCGGGAGAGGGGCG
This is a messenger RNA of Emiliania huxleyi CCMP1516, 726 nucleotides long. RefSeq lists its product as hypothetical. The record is from RefSeq and is a predicted model, not a curated record. Lineage: Eukaryota; Haptophyta; Isochrysidales; Noelaerhabdaceae. Bases 73 to 690 code for a protein of 205 amino acids. The transcript has 4 exons.